Molecule: messenger RNA, 3540 nt
Organism: Didymosphaeria variabile
Lineage: Eukaryota; Fungi; Ascomycota; Dothideomycetes; Pleosporales; Didymosphaeriaceae
Exons: 1
Coding region: 1-3540 (1179 amino acids)
Biological process (GO): mitochondrial tRNA 3'-end processing
Cellular component (GO): mitochondrion
Molecular function (GO): 3'-tRNA processing endoribonuclease activity
Source: RefSeq, a predicted model, not a curated record
AUGCUUGCUCGUGCAAUUGACUUGACUACUAGGUCGCGCAUCAUACCCGCCGCCUGUACAUGUGCCCCUCAUCCUGUCAUUCCUCCGAACGUGGCCACAUUGGCUAUCAUCACGACCGCCGUCCGGCGCUUUACGACCGUUACGACCGUUCUUCGCUCCGCGCGCAACUUUGGUAGCAGCAGCGCUCGCUACUCCGGGGACAGUUCUAAUCUAAGCAUACUAUUCAAGCUCUCGACGAGGCACGAUAACGGCACGAAGCCUGUAAUAACAUAUACGCCAGUCCGAUCGGCCGGUCCUCCCGAGUCAGGCGUGCGACCGCGACCAGAAGCGCAACCGUUACAAGCACAACCGCGUUCAGCUUCAUGGAACAAAUCUGGACUGUCCGAUGACGUCCAGUUCUUAGCGACCGGACUACCAGCUCUUCUUGAGCCACUCAAGGUACCGCCACAAGAUAACAGAACCCCGCGUCCAGAAGCGAACAAGGGCGCGAGUCUUGUUCGUCGCGAUUCAAGCAAGAUGGCCUCCUCUGUCCAGAUUAUAACGUCGCCUACAGCGGACACACCGGGCACAACGCUUAUGCUGCAAACUCAGAAACAACACUACAUCUUUGGCACCCAUGCCGAAGGUACGCAACGGGCCAUGGUGGAGCAAGGUUUGCGGAUGACCAAAGUCCAGAACUUCUUCAUGACAGGAAAGAUGGAUUGGCAAAACGCAGGCGGAUUGAUUGGCAUGACUCUGACGCUGGCUGAUUCGGCUACGUCUGCGUACGAUAUGGCUAUGGAGGUUUAUCGCAAGGGCAAAGGCACGAAAAAGCUCCAGGAGCCACAGCGGCCGAAGAUCAACGUUUACGGACCGCCGAACUUGAAGCACGCUCUGAAUACAUGUCGCCGGUAUAUCUUUCGGAAGGGUAUUCCGGUGAUUGCGACCGAGUACAAGGAUGUACCAAUACAUAAGAAUGACCAAGGCGCUAUAUUGCCAACAUGGCAAGACAACGCGAUACAGGUCUGGGCUUUGUGUACAUCUCCUGCACGGAAAUGUGUAGAUCCAGAUCGUGAGCAGCAGUUGGCUAAGCUACAGGAUGCUUAUGAACGAUAUGCAAACAACUUCGAGGAACAUCAAGCACCCGAAAAUGAGUCUGCCGAGCAGAGGGAUGCACGCUAUGAUCGCAUCAGAUCAGCGGUCUUGAACCUGAUGUUCAACUCCAAAUGGACUCUGGACACAUUGGUGGAGCGACACAUUUCAGAUGUCGAGCCGCCUGCCGCGAUAUUCGUUCGCAAUUCUGAGACGAACCGUAUCGAAGCCUACCGUGGACCGAAACCUGGUAGUGGAGACCCUUUACCAGAUAUCAAAGUUCUCACGCGUACACCAUGGCCAGGUGCGACAAUUACUGGUCUUCCGCCUACAGCACCAAAGGCAGAAUCGCUUUCGUAUAUUGUGCGCUCGCAAUCAACACGAGGUACCUUUGAUGCAAAACGCGCAAGAGAAUUUGGGUUAAAACCUGGACCAGACUUCGGUAUGCUAAGCAAGGGCCAAAGUGUGCAGAAUAAUAAGGGAGAAACUAUUACCCCACACAUGGUCAUAGGACCUGACAAACCAGGAAAUGGUUUUGCUAUAUUAGAUGUUCCUUUGGUCGAUUAUCUGGAAACCUUGAUACAGAGAGAAGAGUUUAUGUGCGAAGAUCUUACAAAAGACAUUAAGAUAUUCUACUGGGCUCUUGGACCCGGUGUUUCUGGACAUCCUCUACUGCAGCAGUUUCUAGAACGGUUCAACCAUGCGGAACACUUUUUCUCCUCUGUGGAUGAUUGCCCGAAUCGUAUAUCGCUCGAUUCUGUGGCAGCUCAGACGAUUCGACUUUCGGCCAUCGACCCCGCUCGCUACCGCAUACCCCAGCAGGACGUUAAGACCCUUCCCCAGACGAGCCUUUACGGUCUAGGAUCACCCGGAAAAGCAGCCAGUAUGCAAAAUGUAACUCCUGCUGUGAAGGGGAUCAAACAUAUCCUAAUGCCCAAGUUUGAGCGGAAAGUAGAUGAAGCAACAGAAGAAGAAAAAUUCCGUAGUAAAGAAGAACAAGAGACACCUGAUGUUUUUGAAAUGGAGGUGCGAGCGCAAAUGGAUCCAAAGGUUUUGAAACUAGCCGAGGAAGCUCAGCAAGCGGUGAAGAACGACCACGAGGCUCUGUCAAGGUGGCGGCAGCUCAUUGCACGGCCCGAUACGGAGGUGGUUACUCUCGGGACGGGCUCAGCUUGCCCUUCAAAAUAUCGCAAUGUAUCUGCGACGCUUUUGAGGGUACCGGGCGUUGGUAACUAUCUGUUCGAUUGCGGCGAAGGUACCUUGGGCCAACUGCAGAGGGUCUUCAACACCGACGAGCUGGUUGGCAUCCUCAAAGACCUGCGCAUGAUCUGGAUAAGCCAUCUUCACGCAGAUCACCAUCUCGGUACUGCUUCUGUGAUACGCGAAUGGUACAAACUCAAGCACAACAGCGUCCCACAGGUCGACCAUCCAUCAGAGUCAACUGUACUCGCGGACAACGCGUCGAAGUAUGGCCUUUCCGUUAUUUCACACGAAGGAAUGAUCAAGUGGCUCCGGGAGUACUCAUUAGUGGAAGACUUUGGACAUAGCCGCAUAUUGCCGUUGGAGAUCUCUGCCGUUGGACGGUUCGAAGACUCCGGAUCUCGACUCACUUUCACUUCCACCGCCGCCUCAGGACAAAUGGAAAACCGUUUAGUCCUCCAACAAAAAGACUACGAAGCCAUCCUCGGAUUGUCCGACAUGCAAGCAUGCAGAGUCUCCCACUGUCAUGGCGCGAUGGCAGUAUCCCUAACCUUCCCCCGCGCAUCUGCCGACCCAGAAAAUAUAAAGCCGCUCAAAGUGUCGUACUCGGGCGACUGCCGCCCAGCUCAUACCUUCACCCUCAUCGGCCGCAACUCCACCAUCCUCAUUCACGAAGCCACCUUCGACGACGAGCUCAAAGGCGAUGCCAUCGCAAAGAAACACUCGACUACCUCAGAAGCCCUCGGCAUCGGUGCCCAGAUGAAUGCGAAAGCCGUUGUCCUCACACACUUCAGCCAGCGCUACCAAAAAAUUCCCGUCUUGCAGACCGUCCAGGACGGCGAACAAGACGACCUGCCCGACCCCAACGCCAUGGAAGAUGUUCAACAAGAUGACGGCGACAAUGCGCAGACAGCUCCUACCGAUGCCGCGGUCGGGACCUCCGCUCUGCCCUCCGACUCUGCGCGCCCGCCAGCUUCACUGAGCAAGGCGGAGGGCUCGACGGCGCACGAGCAGGUCAUCAAGGUGCGGUCGAAGGACAUGAAGGUCGCCAUUGCUUUCGACUACAUGCGUGUGAAGAUUGGGGAGAUUGCGCAGCUGGAGAAGUUCAACGAGGCGCUAAAUCGGUUGUUGACCGCGGAGGAGGAGGCCGAGGUUCCUGGUUCAGAGGGCGUUGUUGAGGGGGUGCCCGUGAUUAAUAGUAAUGGGAAGAAGACUAGCGGCGAUGAAGGGGGUGGUUGGAUGAAGAAGAAGAGUAAGAGAAACAACUAG